AUGGCGAAAGAGGAAGAUGAGGAGAAGAAAGCUAAGAAAGGAAAGAAGGGCAAGAAGGCCCCGGAGCCGGAGAAACCCAAAAGGAGUCUGAAGGGUACAUCUCGGCUGUUCAUGGGCUUCCGAGACCGCACGCCCAAGAUCUCCAAGAAGGGUCAGUUCCGGAGUGCAUCGGCCUUCUUCUGGGGCCUCCACACUGGUCCGCAGAAGACCAAACGCAAGAAGAAGGCCCGUACUGUACUCAAGUCCACAUCCAAGCUCAUGACACAGAUGCGUGUGGGCAAAAAGAAGCGGGCAAUGAAGGGAAAGAAGCCCUCGUUCAUGGUGAUCCGCUUCCCGGGACGGCGCGGCUAUGGCCGCCUGAAGCCUCGUGCCCAGUCACUUAGCAAGGCGUCCACAGCUAUUAACUGGCUGACCAAGAAAUUCCUCCUCAAGAAGGCCGAGGAGUCAGGCAGUGAGCAGGCCACACUGGACGCCUGGCUCCAGCGCUCAAGCUCCCGCGUGGGCUCGCGUAAGCUGCCCUUCCCUUGGUAUUCAUCUCCUUACAGCUACCGUGACAGCUUUGAGGAUGAGGCCUACCCAUACAGCUACUACCUGGAUCCCUAUGCACCUCACCACAUGCCAUAUCCACCCUAUGACUUCCCGUAUGACACUCCUUAUGACAUACCCUACUUUGAUCCCUAUGGGGUUCCCUAUGCUGAAGGCAUCUAUGGUGGUGGGCCUGAGGCCAUCUACCCCCCUGGGGUGCCCUAUGUAUAUCCGGAAGAGCCAGCUUUUAUGUACCCCUGGGUGCCACCACCCAUAUUGUCGCCCCACAACCCAUAUGCCCACCCUAUGGAUGACAUUGCAGAACUGGAGGAGCCGGAAGAAGUGGGUGGGGAACGGCAGAGCACCUCCUUCCGCCUUCCCAGUGCGGCCUUCUUUGAGCAGCAAGGCAUGGACAAGCCAGCCAGAUCCAAGCUGUCCCUCAUCCGAAAGUUCCGCCUUUUCCCACGGCCUCAGGUGAAGCUGUUUGGGAAGGAGAAGCUAGAGGUGCCCCUGCCGCCCUCUCUAGACAUCCCUUUGCCUUUAGGGGACGCAGAGGAGGAGGAAGAAGAGGAGGAGAUGCCUCCAGUGCCCACGAUGCCCUACACCCACCCUUACUGGGGCUUCCUCACACCACCCUUCUCUCCAGCCCUUUCCAGGCCUCCAAGGCUAGCUUCCCCCUACAGCUCACCCUAUGGCUCCCUCCGCCCCCGCCCACCUCCCUGGGCUGCCCCAGCUCAUGUGCCCUUUACACCCCAGGCAAAAUGGUGGGGCUUUGCUGAGCCCCCUCCUCUUAGCCCAGAGGUUGCUCCUGACCUUCUGGCCUUUCCUGUGCCCCGGCCAUCUUUCCGAGCAUCCCGCAGUCGCAGUCGAGGGGCAGGUUUUGGCUUCCCCAGGUCUUCCCUGAUAGGCUCGAGGAGAAGGCCCAAUCUGCCCUCACCCCAGCCCUCUCUGAGGAGCCUGCCAGGCCAGGGCUACGGCUCACCUUUAGGGCCCUUGUCUCCUCAGUUAUCCCUCCGAAGGGGUCCCUUCCAGCCACCCUUCCCACCCCCUCCACGAAGGCCUCAGUCACUUCGGGAGACCUUCUCCAUGCAUCGAGCCUCUGGGCGCCUACGCCCACCCUGCUCACCAGUGCUAGGUUCUCCGCGACCACCCUCACCACCACCACUCCUGAACCAUGGCCCCCGGCACCGGUCCCUCAACCUGCCCUCACGCCUUCCACGGACCUGGCGGCGACUCAGCGAGCCACCUACCCGAGCUGUGAAGCCAUGGAUACAUAGGCCCUACCGCCCACCACCCAGUGCUGGGCCCUGGGCUACAGGGUCUUUGGAGCACCAAGAGAAUCAGCGUGAACCAGAGGACUCAGAGACGCCCUGGACAGUGCCCCCGUUGGCCCCCAGCUGGGAUGUGGACAUACCUUCUACACAGCGCCCUCCUUCUCCAUGGCCAGAAGGAGUAAGAAGCCUUAGAGGCUUCUCCAGGAUCUCUCCUGUGCCUGAAGACCCCUUGCAUGAACACAUGAGUCCUGCACAUGAGAAUCAAGCCUCCAAUUUAACUGGUAUCUUCCUGGGUCAACACCAUGACCCAGGACCUGGGCAACUCACCGAGUCAGCCAGUCCAAGCUUGGAGAAUCCUGAAAAAGCAGUCACCUCAGAGGACUCUCAGCCACCAGCUGAGCCUGAGACCCUGAACCCAACACUUCCCAACAAAAAUCUUAGCUUGGAGAGGAAGGAUUUACAACUCAUCUCCUCACAUCCACUGGUCACACAUAAGCAGGCAAGGGCUACAUGGCCACUAUGGCGACGCUGGAAGACAUUGUCCAGAACCUCAGCUCCCUUGGGCCCCACCAGAGCCCCAGUGUUCUUGCUCAAGGCAGGUGAGAAGCCCCAGGCUGAGCCUGGGCGGUUCGCGGCGGUCAUGCCUCAAGUGCGAGGGGUGAGUUCCUUCCAGCAAAAAAGGCCUGCUCCUCUGCAGCAUCCAGAGCAUCCAGACCAAGAUCCAGAGAAUAUCCCACCCAAAGCCAAUAGUCUACGCUGGUCCCGCCUCUGGCCACCAACAGAUGCUCACUCUCCCUGGCCACGUAUACGAACCCACUCCUCUCAAUCCCACCUCCUGGGCCAUAGAGGUGACUGCCUGUCCCACAGGGGCCCCUGGAAAAAGACUGGCUCCCAAACAUGGAAGAGCGAGAUGCACUCCAUACGCAACCUGCCGUCUGUGCGGUCCCGUGAGCAGCACAGGGAAGAUGGUGUGGAGGACAUGACACAACUGGAAGACCUCCAAGAGACUACUGUGCUAUCCAACCUAAAGACCAGAUUUGAACGAAACCUCAUCUAUACCUAUAUCGGCAGCAUUCUGGUGUCGGUGAACCCAUACCAAAUGUUUUCAAUCUACGGGCCAGAGCAGGUGCAACAGUACAGCGGGCGUGCCCUAGGAGAGAAUCCCCCGCACCUCUUUGCAAUUGCUAAUCUCGCCCUCGCCAAAAUGCUUGAUGCCAAACAAAACCAGUGUGUCAUCAUCAGUGGGGAGAGUGGUUCUGGAAAGACUGAGGCCACGAAGCUGAUUCUGCGCUGCCUGGCUGCUAUGAACCAGAGACGGGACGUCAUGCAGCAGAUAAAGAUCCUGGAGGCAACACCUCUCCUGGAGGCCUUUGGUAAUGCCAAAACCGUCAGGAAUGACAACUCUAGCCGAUUUGGGAAGUUUGUGGAAAUCUUUCUAGAAGGGGGUGUGAUCUCUGGUGCCAUAACCUCUCAGUACCUGCUGGAGAAGUCAAGGAUCGUGUUCCAGGCCAAAAACGAGAGAAAUUAUCAUAUUUUCUAUGAGCUGCUGGCCGGCCUCCCAGCCCAACUGCGACAGGCCUUCAGCUUGCAGGAGGCUGAGACCUACUACUACCUGAACCAGGGUGGGAACUGCGAGAUUGCUGGUAAGAGUGAUGCAGAUGAUUUCCGCCGCCUGCUGGCUGCUAUGGAGGUGCUCGGCUUUACCAGUGAGGACCAGGACAGUAUCUUCCGCAUCCUGGCCUCCAUCUUACACCUGGGCAAUGUCUAUUUUGAGAAGCAUGAGACUGAUGCCCAGGAGGUGGCCUCUGUGGUAAGCGCCCGGGAAAUCCAGGCUGUGGCAGAACUGCUUCAGGUCUCCCCUGAGGGCCUGCAGAAGGCCAUCACCUUCAAAGUGACUGAGACAAUUCGAGAGAAGAUCUUCACUCCCCUAACUGUAGAGAGUGCCGUAGAUGCCAGGGAUGCCAUCGCCAAGGUCUUGUAUGCACUGCUGUUUGGCUGGCUCAUCACCAGGGUCAACGCUCUAGUGUCUCCAAAGCAUGAUACAUUGUCCAUCGCCAUCCUGGACAUCUAUGGCUUUGAGGACCUGAGCUUCAACAGCUUUGAACAACUAUGCAUCAACUAUGCCAACGAGAACCUUCAGUACCUGUUCAACAAGAUUGUCUUCCAGGAGGAACAGGAAGAGUACAUUCGAGAGCAGAUGGACUGGCGAGAGAUCGCCUUUGCUGACAACCAGCCCUGCAUCAACCUCAUCUCCCUCAAGCCCUACGGCAUCCUGCGUAUCCUGGAUGACCAGUGCUGCUUUCCACAGGCCACAGACCACACAUUCCUGCAGAAGUGCCACUACCACCAUGGCGCCAACCCACUCUACUCUAAGCCCAAGAUGCCACUGCCAGAGUUUACCAUCAAGCACUAUGCAGGCAAGGUCACCUAUCAGGUGCACAAGUUCCUUGACAAAAACCAUGACCAAGUGCGCCAGGAUGUGCUGGAUUUGUUUGUGCGCAGCCGAACGAGGGUGGUGGCACACCUCUUCUCCAGCUAUGCUGCACAGACUGCCCCUCCACGCCUGGGCAAGAGCAGCUCCAUUACACGACUCUACAAGGCUCACACUGUGGCAGCCAAGUUCCAGCAGUCACUCCUGGAUCUGGUGGAAAAAAUGGAGAGGUGCAACCCCUUGUUCGUGCGUUGCCUGAAACCCAACCAUAAGAAGGAACCUGGUCUCUUUGAGCCAGAUGUGAUGAUGGCACAGUUACGCUAUUCAGGGGUUCUGGAGACUGUGCGGAUCCGCAAGGAAGGCUUUCCAGUGCGACUACCCUUCCAGGUGUUUAUCGACAGGUACCGCUGCCUGGUGGCCCUCAAGCUCAAUGUGCCAGCGGAUGGGGACAUGUGCGUGUCGCUGCUGAGCCGGCUAUGCACAGUCACUUCAGACAUGUACCGUGUUGGGGUUAGCAAGCUCUUCCUCAAGGAGCACCUGCACCAGCUGCUGGAGAGUAUGAGGGAGCGAGUCCAGAACCGAGCUGCCCUCACUCUGCAGCGCUACCUGCGAGGCUUCUUCAUCCAGCGGCACUUUCGUUCCCUGAGGCGGAAGAUCAUCCUAUUGCAGAGCAGGGCCCGUGGCUUCCUGGCCAGACAACGCUACCAGCAGAUGAGGCAGAGUCUGGUGAAGUUCCGCUCCCUGGUGCAUACCUAUGUGAAACGGCGCCGAUACCUCAAGGAACUCAGCAAGCGUGAAGUGGUGCCAGUGACACACCUGGAGGUGCCAGCUGAGGUGGCUGGGCUCCUACAAGCAGCAGCAGGCCUCAAGCUGUCCAAUAUGCCCCAAGUAGCCAUCGUCCGGACUCCUAGGCUCCAGGCUGAGCCCUGUGCCACACUUCCCCUUGACAUCAACAACUACCCCAUGGCCAAGUUUGUCCGAUGCCACUUCAAGGAACCCUCCUUUGGGAUGCUGACAGUGCCCUUGAAGAUGCCUCUCACACGACUACCUGUGGAGCACCAUUCGGAAGCCAUAAGUGUCUUUAAGCUAAUCCUGCGUUUCAUGGGAGACCCCCACCUGCAUGGCAUCCAGGAAAUGAUCUUGGGGAACUACAUUGUGCACCAGGGGUUGGUGGAACCAGAUCUGAGGGAUGAGAUCCUAACCCAGCUGGCCAACCAGGUGUGGCGCAAUCACAAUGCCUACAAUGCCAAGCGUGGCUGGUUGCUGCUAGCUGCCUGCCUAAGUGGCUUCGCACCUUCCUCACACCUUGACAAGUUCCUCCUCAAGUUUGUGUCCGAUUAUGGGCAGAAUGGCUUCCAGGCUGUGUGCCAGCAUCGCCUCCUGCAGGCUAUGGGCUCAGGGGCUGCCCGCACCUUCCCCCCCACACAGCUCGAGUGGAUUGCCAUUCAGGAGAAGGCCAGUAUGGCUCUAGAUGUGAGCUGCUUCAAUGGUGACCAGUUCUCCUGUCCGGUGCAUGCCUGGAGUACGGGGGAAGCGGUUGCUGGAGACAUUCUAAAGCACAGGGGGCUGGCUGAUGGUUGGAGGGGCUGGACAGUGGCCAUGAAGAGCGGAGUCCAGUGGGCAGAGCUGGCUGGACAUGAUUAUGUGCUGGAUCUGGUGUCAGACCUGGAACUGCUCCGGGACUUUCCUCGACAGAAAUCCUACUUCAUUGUGGGUGCAGAAGGGCCUUUGACUGGCAGAGGAGAUGCCAGAGGGGUGUUUGGGAACUGCUGGGAUUGGGAGGAGGACACACCCACAAGGCCCCAGCCCCAGGACCACAUGCCCAAAAUGCCUGACUUUGAUGGGUACUGCAGCCACAAUGAGGACAGUACAAAUGGGGAAACUGAGGCCCAGAGAUGGACAGCAACUCGCCAAGCUGUGGACAGCACUGGAGAGCCCACUGUGCCCCCCAGGGAGCUGGAUGGCUACUUGGACAGCCUCUUCGACCCUGUGCUGGCCUGUGGGGAUGCGGAUCUGGAGAAGCCGACAGCCAUCGCCUACCGCAUGAAAGGUGGGGGCCAGCCAGGUGGAAGUGGCAGCAGUGCUUCUGAAGAUACCCCCCGGAGACCACCAGACCCCAAGGUCAAGCCCAUUCCAGGCCUGGAUGCCUCCACACUGGCUCUGCAGCAAGCCUUCAUCCACAGGCAGGCUGUGACACUGGCCCGGGAGAUGACCCUACAGGCUUUGGCACUCCAGCAGCAGCCCAUAAGUGCAACCUCAAGAUCCCAGCUCCCAGAGAGACCACUAGGUCCAGAGGCAUGGAAGAAGAUUGUAGGCACUGGCCCUCCAGCCAAGCCAGUGCUCGUGCGUCCCACUCCACAGUUGUUGGCUCCAGGCUCUGUGGCAAAGGCCCCGAAGAUCCCUAGCAAGCCCGUGGCUGCCCCCAUCCUAGCUCAGGAUUGGACUGCUCCAGAAUCCAUUUCAGCCUCCCCAGAGCUGGUUCGGUAUUCCACACUCAACUCCGAGCACUUCCCACAACCCACACAGCAGAUCAGAAGCAUCAUCAAGCAGUGCAAACAGCCGCCCUGGGUAGGGCGCCCUGAGGCCCGAAGGCCCUCCCUGGUCCUGAUGUGUCCCAAGAAGCCCCCCUUAUAUGCUCUGCCCCUGCUCUACACAGUGCAGCCUUCAAGGUCACUGGAGCCUCCAGAGGAUCCUGUGCAGACACAGCUUCACCGCCUAGUCAACCCCAACUUCUAUGGCUACCAGGACGCCCCCUGGCGGAUCUUCCUGCGCAAAGAGGUAUUUUAUCCUAAGGACAGCUACAGUCACCCCGUACAGCUGGACCUCCUGUUCCGGCAGAUCCUACAUGACACAUUCUCUGAGGCCUGCCUACGCAUAUCUGAGGAUGAGCGGCUACAGAUGAAGGCCCUGUUUGCCCAGAACCAGCUGGACACACAGCGACCUCUGGUAACAGAAAGUGUGAAACGGGCUGCGAUCAGCAUGGCCCGAGACAGCUGGGAGGUCUACUUUUCCCGCCUCUUCCCAGCGAUGGGUAGUGUGGGCACUGGCGUGCAGAUCCUAGCUGUAUCCCACACGGGCAUCAAACUCCUGAGGAUGGUCAAAGGCAGCAGAGAGGCCAGCAGACAGCUUCGGGUCCUCUGUGCAUACAGCUUUGCAGACAUCCUGUUUGUAACCAUGCCAUCACAGAACAUGCUGGAGUUCAAUCUGACCAAUGAGAAGAUCAUCCUCUUCUCAGCCCGGGCUCGUCAGGUCAAGACCCUAGUAGACAACUUCAUUCUGGAGCUGAAGAAGGAUUCUGACUAGCUGGUGACACUGAGGAACUUCCUGUCUGAAGACCCGGAGCUGCUAUCCUUCCACAAGGGUGACAUCAUCCACCUGCAGGGCCUGGAACCACCUAGAGUGGGCUACAGCGCUGGUUGUGUGGUCCGCAAGAAGUUAGUGUACCUGGAAGAGCUGCGGCGGAGAGGACCUGACUUUGGUGACGGGACAAUGCCAGUCAACAGGUCUUCAACCCAACCUUUGCUUGCACAUAUGGCUGAGGGUCCUCCAGUCAGGGCGCGUUCCGCUGAUAGCGGAGAGGACGCCGUGGCGCUCCCACGGAGCACGAUGCUCUUCCGAGACCCUCGGAGGCGUUCCCGGGAUGGCCUCAAGCUGAAGUCUAAGGAGGACCAGGAGUCCAGAACCCUGGAGGACAUGCUUUGCUUCACUAAGGCCCCGAUCCAGGAAUCCCUCAUUGAACUCAGUGACAGCAAUCUCAACAAGAUAGCAGUUGACAUGUUCCUAGCUGUGAUGAGGUUCAUGGGAGAUGCCCCACUAAAGGGCCAGAAUGAACUGGAUGUACUCUGCACGCUCCUGAAGUUCUGUGGGGAUCAUGAGGUCAUUCGAGACGAAUGCUACUGCCAGAUUGUGAAGCAGAUCACAGACAACACCAGCUCCAAGCAGGACAGCUGUCAGCGAGGCUGGAGGCUGCUGUACAUCGUGGCUGCCUACUACAGCUGCUCUGAGGUCUUCUAUCCAUACCUCAUUUGCUUCCUCCAACAUGUGAGCUGGACCCCAGGACUGCCCUUCCAAGGGAUUGCCAAAGCCUGUGAACAGAACCUACAGAAGACCUUGCGUUUUGGGGGCCGUCUGGAGUUCCCCAGUAAUAUGGAGCUUCGAGCUAUGUUGGCAGGCCGAAGUUCCAAGAGACAGCUCUUUCUUCUUCCAGGAGGCCUUGAACGCCAUCUGAAAAUCAAAACAUGCACUGUGGCCCUGGAUGUGAUAGAGGGGCUCUGCAACGAGAUGGCCCUGACACGUCCUGAAGCCUUUGAUGAAUAUGUCAUUUUUGUUGUCACCAGCCGAGGCCAGCAUGUAUGUCCACUGAGCUGCCGGGCCUACAUUCUGGAUGUGGCCUCAGAAAUGGAGCAGGUGGAAGGUGGCUACACACUCUGGUUCCGGCGGGUGCUUUGGGAUCAGCCACUAAAGUUUGAGAAUGAACUGUAUGUGACUAUGCACUAUAACCAGGUUCUGCCUGAUUACCUGAAGGGCCUCUUCAGCAGCGUGCCAGCCAGCCAGCCCAGUGAGCAACAACUGCAGCAGGUGGCCAAGCUGGCCUCCCUGCAGCACCGUGCCAAGGACCACUUCUACCUGCCCAGUGUGUGUGAAGUCCAGGAGUACAUCCCAGCCCAGCUCUACCACACCACAGCCAGUGACACCUGGCUCAACCUGGUUAGCCAGCACCGGCAGCAGACUCAGGCACUCAGCCCCCACCCUGCCCGUGCUCAGUUCCUGGGCCUCCUCAGUGCCUUUCCCUUGUUUGGCUCCUCCUUCUUCUUCAUCCAGAGCUGCAGCAACAUCACUGUACCAGCCCCCUGUAUCCUGGCCGUCAACCAUAAUGGCCUCAACUUCCUCAGCACCAAGACCCAUGAGCUAAUUGUGAAGAUUCCCCUGAAGGAGAUCCAGUCCACAUGGACUCAGCAGCCCACGGCCAAUUCCAGCUAUCCUUAUGUGGAGAUCUCCCUGGGGGAUGUGGCAGCCCAGCGUACCAUGCAGCUCCAGUUGGAGCAGGGUUUGGAGCUGUGUCGUGUCGUGGCUGUGCAUGUGGAGACCAUGCUCAGUGCCCGGGAGGAGCGGCUCACACUGCCGCCCAGCGAGAUCACCCUGCUCUGACAUGGCCUAUCUUCUCUGCUACUUCCUGCCAGAUUCGCUCUGUGGCCUGAGGGUAGUUGCUGGGCCUGUCUGGACCAGUGACCCCAGACAAGGGCCAGAACCUUGGAGAGCAAAGGAGACAGGGGGAAAACUCAGGAACCCAAGAAAACCUGUCUGGAGCUGGGAUGAAAUCACAGAUGCAGCCAAGGGUUAGUUAGCAGAAGUAACUUUUAAGGGCUGGCCUGUUGUGCAGUAAGGAAGAAAGUAGGACCCCAGGGCCUCCAGAAGGUGACAGGCCCUGCCUUGACUAGUGCCCUUGACAGGGAAGCCCCACACCAGUAGUCUAGAUGUAUUAGGACCUGCCUUUGGUUUCUUUGGUACUUGAUACCCCAGCCUUCCAUGUAUCCUUGUCAGGUGCCCUCAGCCUGGACCUGUGACCCUUGGUCAUUUCUUUGCAAAUAAGAUGUUUUUUCUGGCAGCCUUGUCCUCCAUGGAACUACUGAGUGGCUGGAAAGCAAGCCCGAGAGAGGAGGUAGAGGCACAGGUGUGCCAGACUCACUGCUAUGAACAGCAAUUCCAGCAGACACACCUGUCCUUCCCCAUCUCUAAGGACCCUUGACCUCCACUCUACAAUCUUUUGGUACCCUAAUCCCAGCUUCCAUUAAAAGGGCCACUCAAGGCACAAGACUGGGACAGUAAGGAAGUCCCAUCUCAGGGGGUAGAGGCUAGGAAGGCUGAGAAAAAGUCUCUCAGAGACUGGUACAUUAUGGUUGGUUUUUGAAGAAUAAGUAAAGUUUGUUAAGGAUAGAUGAAAGGAGAGAGUUAGACAUUCUAGAAGAAACCAUACUUUCCUGCUGGAUUUGCAGAUGGAGGGUCUAGCCUAAAAUGAUGGCUGAUGUAGAGUCGACCAUUCAAAACUACUUGCCAUAUAAAUGAGAGGAAUGCUAGGUAUGAUGGUAUACACCUGUGAUCUCAGCACUCCAGAGGCUGAGUCAGAAGGAUUACUUUGAGUUCAAGGCCAACCAAGGCUACAUAGCAAGAACCUGUCUGGGGGCAAAAGAGAUGCUGGGGAGAUGCCUCAGUAGUUAAAAACACUGGUUGCUUUU
Messenger RNA from Cricetulus griseus (Chinese hamster), 10463 nucleotides. The record is from RefSeq and is a predicted model, not a curated record. NCBI's taxonomy places the organism in Eukaryota, Metazoa, Chordata, Mammalia, Rodentia, Cricetidae.